Radiomyces spectabilis is the source of this 792-nucleotide messenger RNA. Its product is annotated as cytochrome oxidase complex assembly protein 1-domain-containing protein. The transcript has 2 exons. The record is from RefSeq and is a predicted model, not a curated record. Bases 46 to 684 code for a protein of 212 amino acids. Gene Ontology annotation, cellular component: mitochondrial inner membrane. Gene Ontology annotation, biological process: mitochondrial respiratory chain complex IV assembly. NCBI's taxonomy places the organism in Eukaryota, Fungi, Mucoromycota, Mucoromycetes, Mucorales, Radiomycetaceae.
CGGUGCGAUCCACACGAACAAAGCUCUCCCAUUGGGUCCGCCGAAAUGCGAAAUUUUUCGUUUGGAAGAGCGGAGUUGGGACAUGCAAACACGAUAUUCCACCCGUUGCAAGAAAGAGAGUUUCGACACAACAGCAUCAUGUCACUCCCAAGAUUAUGCUCUCGAAUUCGCUUUGCGGCAGGUCCAGCAUUUGCUUACCAUGCAAAACGCAUGGCUUCAAGUCACACUACCAAAGUAGUUGAGCGCGAAUUACCGCAAAUGUCUUCAAAGUCUCGUGUACCGUACUAUAUUGGAGGUGCAAUCGUUGGCACCGCAGUUUGGGUGGUUGGCUUGUCGUCUGCUCUGAAUUAUCAACGUUUAUCUAGCAGCGUUGUCAGCGGUACUCUGUUUACAGUUCGCUAUGAUCCUCUUGUUGUGGCACUCCUGGGUGACAACAUCGAUUAUGCAGACAAAUGGCCAUGGAUUACCGGCUCAGUCAAUCAUUUGCAAGGCAAAGUGAAUAUCUCGUUUGACGUUGUUGGUUCGAAAGGUGAACGUGCGCGAGUCAAAUUUUCUUCUGUUCGCCAAGGGCCGGCAUGGCGUACAAUUGAAUUUACCGUGACCCGAGAAUCAGACGGUCAAGUUGUCGAUAUCGGUCAGCAGGAACUUACGGAAGUAGGCGCACCCCUUGUACCGCUACUUUAAACACACCUUUUUUGUAGAAUAAUCACAUAGAAUAAAUGCUGUUCUGUAUAAAUCAACCCUUGAACCUCACUUUUUUCAGCUUAUGCUAAGAGGAACCUUAUAAUUACG